GAUAUAUAUACAAAGACAAGCCUCUCGUCUUGAAUCCGUAUCUAUCUUGUCGUCUGCUAUCUCCUUGCUGAAAUAAUACAUGUUCUCUGAUUGGUCAGUCUUAUUCUGUUACGUCAUCAAUGACCAAUCCCACUGAGACUCCUUUCGUUUCGUUACAAGUCGACGUGAACUGUUUGCUGAAGAGUUUACGCGCCACCAGCAGCUGCCGAGACUCCAAAAAUUAGUCUGAAACGAGACUCGAAGAUCGACGGAACGCUGGACACCGCGGGAGCUUUACCACCAACGACUUGCUGACCUGUCUCCAACUCCAGGUUCUGCACGAUACUGGAGAAAAGAAUCGGUUUAAUGUUUAUGUCGAGGAAAUAAGCGGAUAUAUCAAUCACCAUGUACGGCGAGAAAGACAAUGACCAACCAAAAUACCGAUGCAUCGACCACGCGAUGACAUCGGCGUUCUACAAGCUCGGCAAGCUCGUUUCCCGACAUCGUAUCUUCUUCCUCCUGAUGCCACUGGCGGUCGCCAUCGUGUGCAUUCACGGUUUAACUCUCCUGGUUAUCCAAGACGACGUCGUCUACCUCUUCACGCCGACUGGGAGCCCUGGUAAAGCAGAUGGUGAAGUCUUUAAGACCUACUUCCAAUCUGGGGAUAAUGAGACGGAGUUUUUGCCAAAUAGAGAGCUGAUCGAUCGCCAGACUCGUGGUAGCAUCAUCAUCAGGGAGAAGAAGGAUGGCAACGUCCUCUCGACAGCGGCCUUCCGGGAGAUCGCCCACCUGGACGAACUCAUCAGAACCUUCACAUUCACCAACAACCUCACAGAUUACAGCUAUGACCACCUCUGCCAAACAUGGCUGCACGUUUGCCAUGACAACCUGCUCAUGUCAUUGUUACGUGAUCACGUGGAGACGAUGGACUAUAUGAAUUUGACCUUCCCUUUCGUCCCGCUGCCCCCGCCCCACGAGGGCCGGGUCUUCGUGGGGAAUCAGCUGGGAGGGGUGGAUCUGUACCCCGGCACCGAUGUCAUCAAAAUAGCUAGGGCGAUGCUGCUCAUUUAUACCAUCACUCGAGAAACACAUGAAGCGGAAGAGCUGGCGUAUGAGUGGGAGGAACACUUCAUCCAAGAGGUGGACAAAUUCGCCGAAUCCGCCGAGCACAUCGUCAUCUCUUACGAGACCAGCUUCGGACUGGCGGACGAGGUCGGCGAAGCGAGCAAGCGUGUCAUACCUCUCUUCAUCGCCACGUUCUGCAUGCUCGUCCUGUUCGCUGUCGGUUCGUGUAUCAUGAGAGACUGGGUGCAGUCGAAACCAUGGUUGGGGUUGAUCGGGGUCAUCUCGGCGUCGCUGGCCAUCGUCUCCUCCAUCGGGUUCCUGAGCUAUUGCAGGAUCGAGUUCAAUGAAAUUGUAUCGCUGAUGCCCUUCCUCAUCAUCGGUGUCGGCGUUGACAACAUGUUUAUCAUGAUCGCGGGUUGGCGCCAGAUGAGCAUCUACCUUCCGGUACACGAGCGGAUGGGCAAGACCUACUCCGAAGCAGCCGUCUCCAUCACCAUCACCAACCUCACAACAAUCCUUGCCUUCAUCAUCGGCGCUUCCAUCUCCUUGCCGGCCAUCCGAGCAUUCUGCAUCUACGCCGGGGUGGCCAUGUUCUUCGCCUACUUCUACCAGAUAACCUUCUUCGGCUCCUGCAUGGCGUUUACCGGCGAGCGGGAGGCAAAGAAUCUUCACUGCUACACCUGCAAGAAGGUUCUCUCGAAGGAAGAGUCGCCCAACAAGCUGUAUAUGAUCUUCUGCGCUGGUGGUGUGCCGCAGCCGGACUCCAAGUGCAGGAAGCCCGAAGGCCACAUCAUCCACCCGAUCAUGGUUCUAUUCAGAGACUACUACGCUCCGUUCCUGAUGAGGAGAUGGAUGAAGGUAAUUGCGAUGGGGAUAUUCAUUGCUUACAUUUGCGGAGCUAUCUAUGGCUGCAUGAACAUUACUCAAGGAUUGAAGCUUCGGAACUUGGCCAGAGAUGGCUCACCUACGUGGAGAUUCUACAAGGAAUUUGAAGACUACUUCAGCGAGUAUGGCCCUGUCGUGAGCGUAGCGGUCACAGAACAGGUGGAUUACUGGAAUAAGUCCGCGCAGGACUCGCUAAACGAAACGCUCGCUGAGAUUGAAGCGACGGAUCUUUUUCACGGUAGCGAGAUAACUGUUUCCUGGUUGCGCGUUUAUGCACAGUACCUUCAAGCUAUCUUCCAAACCAGCGAACUUGAUAAGGAAACAUUCCUCACAAUACUCCAACACAAAUUCUUGAAGGAUUAUCGCUUCAAGGAAUUCGAACUCGACAUCGCGUUCGAGUACGCUGCGGACAACAUUACCGCGGUCGACAUCAAAGCUUCCCGUUUCUUGGUAACAUCUCGCAACAUGAACAGCGCAAUGCAAAAGCGUGACAUGAUGUUGGAGGUCCGGGACAUCGCCACUGAAUCUCCCUUUGACAUCGUCACGUUCCAUCCAAUGUUCGUGGUCUAUGACCAGUACGUCGGGACGAUGCCAAACUUGUUCCAGACGUUGGGUAUCGCGAUGGCGUGCAUGAUGAUUGUGUCUUUAAUCAUGAUCCCGCACCCGAUCUGUGCCAUCUUCGUCACCCUUUGCGCCAUCAGCAUCGACGCUGCCGUCAUUGGGUACAUGUCGCUCUGGGGCGUCAACCUCGACACCGUCUCCGUCAUCAACAUCAUCCUCUGCAUCGGGUUCAGUGUCGACUUCUCUGCUCACAUCACGUAUUCAUUCGUGUCCGCUCCAGAUGAGGAUCCCAACAAACGCGCCAUCGCCGCUCUCUUCGCUGUCGGCAUGCCCAUCGCCCAAGGAGCCUUAUCGUCGAUGAUCGCUCUGAGUCCCUUGGCAACAGCUCCAACAUACCUCUUCAGGACAUUCUUUAAAACUCUUUUCCUAGCCAUGUCAUUCGGGGCUCUCCACGGCCUCGUCUUCUUACCAGUAAUCCUAUCAUUCCUCGGGAACUUCAUCCCGCGGAAUCACUUAAGAGAAACAGAACGAGAGGUAGAGGUCGAAAAGAAAGACAUUGACCAAUGCAAUAUUUACGUGAACUAUAUGUUAGAACCCCCCGUUAUAGCGGCGGCCCCUGACAACGAGUUUGUCGUCGUCGAAACCAAAGUCAGCACCGUAUGACGAAAGCACCACUUCCAUCGGACACACACCUGUGAGAAGUGGUAUAUUCGAAUCUAACUCCCAAGUGCCUCUAUAUUUUGUUUCCAUUAUAAUAUAUCAGAUAACAUGGCGAUAUGGUUGUUAGAUUUUUAUGUAAUUGUUUACGAUGCAAUAACUACGAAUAUACUCGAUGUGCUACUAUGCUGAUCAGAGAUGAUUUUCUGAUCCAAGUUGUAGUAGAAAUCAUCAUAACCAUUGAAGGGAUUGCUUCUCGUUAUGGCGGAGCAAUUAUUCAAUGGUCAUCAGCGCCGUAUCGGCUGCUGUUUUUUUUUCCAAGGUAAGGUAGAAUAUUGAACCUUCCACACAAAAAAUACCUCACAAUCCAACAUCGAAAGUGAAUUCUGGAUUGUUUAACGAAAGAGCGAUUCCAUUGGUAUUGUUACCAAUGACCAUAGUCAUUUUAUGAUGCAGGUGAGCCUAAUGGUUUAGGACUUGUAUUAUAACGGCUACACAAUGCAAUAUUCUUCUGCGAUUCGUUGAAGAUAUCAUACUUUGAUAACGACUUUCAUAACGUACAAGGUAUUCGAAAUUGAAAUGGAAAAGCGAUUCGCUGCAUCUUUUAUAAAGAUAAAUCCUGUAUGCGUGAAUGGGUCGCAUGAGGGUUUUCAAAUGAAUGGGUAGAAUUAUCAACCUUUACAACCUGUGUGCAUUGGACUUAAAACUGAAAAGGGGGGCUAAUUCUGGUACCAGGGUCUCUACCUAGUGCUCCUAUCAGAUGUUGCCUAAGUCGCGAACUCGCAGUCCGUCACACCAGCAGAAGGGACUCCGAAUCGACCAAUGGUAUGUAAUUUGAAAUAACGCAAUAGUUUUGAUCGGAAUGGAGUCGCUUUUGCCAGUGUGACACCACCAUGAUCAUGGUGCAACAAUUCAUGAAAAGAUGUACAGCAAGUGUUUCGGAAAAGAAUUAUUUGAAGGACUGUGUAUAAUAUGUCGAAGCUGCAUAAAUUAUGCCAAAUGCUGCGUUUCAUAAGUCAUUUGGAUCAUUUUAAAGUCUUGCUUUCAUAAAAGGCCACAUUCAUGCGUUUCGAAAUUGAAAGUCUGACACACGUCUUUCGCUGAGACUUUUAUUCGACACUCCCGGCAUGUGUUCGGAAGACUGGUUGGCAUAUUCCUCACAAUUGUAUUAAAUAUACAUUUUUCUCCAUUCGUGUCAUUUCACAAUGACAGAUAUAUAUGGAUUGAAUACCAUUCUGUCAAAAGUAUCACAAACUCGAAUUUUGUCUCUGCGCUUUACUUCGGCCAGAUCAUUUCAAAGCCAAAGCAAAUAGUCCCGAAAGACUUCAAAAAAAGUCGGAGCGGGGCAUAAGUCUAUCAAAACAAGUGUUCACAGUCAUUUUCGUCAUUCAAAAUGAUGGAGCGACCACCUUAGAUUUUAAAAUGCGUAACGUCUUUUAAUUCUUAAGCAAGGUUAUGGGAAAAAACAGACAAAGUUGUCCAGACUUUUAACUUUCCAGGCUACCUUAUUUUGCAUACCAUUGAUGUGGUAUCUCCGCUUAAAGCAGGGUUAUAGGUUGAUAAGGGUUUCAUGUUGUCAUGUUUUUCAUCAUGAAAAUUAGUCCAUUAGACGUUGUUUCAUUCAUGGAAAAUGGUUCGUUUCAUCUUUAUUGUUGCAUUGAAAUUAAGUAUGGAUCUCCUGUACAAUUGGUAAGUCAGAUGGAAUAUUUGCCAUAUUGGAUCUCAAGCUAUUAUCUACUUACUUUCAGAAGAGGACCCCUCUCCCGCAACUACACCCCCCCCCCCCCCCCGUGAAAGGCAAAUCCUCAGAUUCUAAAAGAAAAUUAAUGUUGGCAAUGUAAUUCUCCAUUAGUUUUGCUGAGUUUCAAAUUUCCGACUUAAGUUUUCGACUUCAAAGAACAAUGGGAAUUAAAUCGUGUUGCAAUUCCGAACGAAAAGUGCAUUCACCCGGCGUCUCCGUGUCAUUGUGAUAAUACUCUAAAUCGUAAGAUCGUUGCCAUGUUAGUUUAUCCAUUUACAUGUUUACUGAAUUGCCGUGAAUCGAGUUCCCCAAUAGGAGUUUCCCUUUGCAGUAUAUAUAUAUUGUCGACGAUUUUGCAUCAUCAUCUGACAUCCACGUGUUUAUUUUUCGGAUUUAACCAGAAAUGAGACGAGUUGAGACAAUAUACAAAGGAAUAUCUUAUCAAGUUUCUGUCAGUGUUUAAAUGGACUUUACACGGAUUAAGAUACACAAGGAGAGGUUGACAGAUAAGGUUGAUGUCAGAUCGGUUAGGUUAGGUUUAAGAUAAACCCAGAAGGUUUUUGGCGUCGGGCGAAUAGUCUGCAGGCACAGACUCUGAUUGAAACUUUGAUCAACAAGUGUGUCUCCACGCAAAGACUAGCUCAUACAAAACUUGCUGUAGGCAUGAGUAGGCUGCCAUUCAGACCCUUAACUCGAGUGAAGGGUUUGCACAGCAGACUAUUAGGCGAAAGGGAGAAUUUUCGGGGGGUCGGAAGUAGAAUAAAACUCCAGUAUCGCUUAAACGGCAUUGAACGUUAUGCUAUCAGUGUAUGGUAAUACUGCUAGGACUUUCAAAAGCCAUUGUCGGUACAGGUUAAACCGUUUAUGCGUUUAUUGCUUUAUUAU
Messenger RNA from Lytechinus pictus (painted urchin), 5773 nucleotides. RefSeq names its product patched domain-containing protein 3-like. Gene Ontology annotation, molecular function: transmembrane transporter activity. The record is from RefSeq and is a predicted model, not a curated record. Gene Ontology annotation, biological process: transmembrane transport. The coding region runs from base 385 to 3153 and encodes 922 amino acids. The transcript has 4 exons. Gene Ontology annotation, cellular component: membrane. NCBI's taxonomy places the organism in Eukaryota, Metazoa, Echinodermata, Echinoidea, Temnopleuroida, Toxopneustidae.